Hordeum vulgare subsp. vulgare (domesticated barley) is the source of this 4628-nucleotide messenger RNA. RefSeq lists its product as uncharacterized. The transcript has 5 exons. The coding region runs from base 2048 to 4237 and encodes 729 amino acids. The record is from RefSeq and is a predicted model, not a curated record. NCBI's taxonomy places the organism in Eukaryota, Viridiplantae, Streptophyta, Magnoliopsida, Poales, Poaceae.
CUGAUCCAACGGUGCGGGGAGUCCUCGAGUCGUCAACCUCGCACACACCGCGUCCGUCACGUACUCCGGCGACUCUCACUGCCGGCCCUCCGCGGCUCCGCCCCCUCCGCCACGCCGGCGCCACAGCCCUCCCUCCACCUGUAAACCGCCGCCGUGCCCACACCCACGUGUCCUCGCUUCCUCCUCCUCCUGCCCCAACACCUCGUCUCCCUGCCCCGCCUCUCCCAGUCUCCCACCUCGCGCUCUCCUUGCUCUCCGCGUCGCCGUCCUCCUCCCGCCACGGCGCCUCGCUCUCGCUCUCCCGCGCAUCCUCCUCCCAGUACGCUUCCGCAUUCUCGUCCCUCUCCCGCGCUUCAUCCCUCUCCUCCUUCCCACCUGCCGCCACCACCGCCGCUGCCACGCUUCAGCUUCUCGCCUCCUCUUACUCCCGCCUCCGCCGCCGCCCUUCACCUGUCAGGGCUGACACUACCCGCUAGGAUCACUCCGGACCAAUAUCCGGCUUCCCACGCACUGUUCUCUCUUGUCAAGAUUCAUCAGCUCACCCUUGCCCGCGUCCUGUUCGAUGAAAUGCCGCAGUCUUUGUUCUUAUGAAAUGCUGCAGCCUGGUGCUCGCCUGGUCCUCCACGCCUCGCUGCUCUCCUGCCUAAAACUGUCAACUGUACAGAAGCCAACUCCUCUGCCGCCUCCUCCUGCUCUCCGGCUCCGACUCGCCCUCCCCCCUGCUUCCCCUCUCACACUCCGAACCCUAGCAACUGAUGCCAAGGUUCCCAUGGCGCUGGCAAGGAUGCAGUGGCCCCAGAAGGCCAGAAGGAUGCUCUGUGCGGACCUUUUUUUGUGCAGGCCCUGUGGCUGGGUCAUCCUCCGCCACACCCAUGCCGGCCUCACCUUCCUCACCCUCCGCGACACAUCCUGCAUGGACCAGGUGACAACUCUGCCAGAAUACCUUCAAGCUUACUCUAUUAUGAAUAGGCUGAGAGUGGAAUAAGCCGAAAAGAACUGGCCCUUGGUGGUUGCUGCCGAGGGGGUGGUGCGGUCCGCCUGACAGAAGCCAUCAAUGAAGAAAUGAAGACCGGAGCUACAGAGAAAAAGAGUGAGAGAUGGAAGCAAGCACUUGAAUCUGAGAAAGGAAUGAUGAUCAAGUUGUAGACAACCCGAUGAAUCUCCUGCAAAGAAAAAGUCAAUGGAUGUUAAACAAGUGGAGAAGAAAGCUGGGUCUAAGGUAAAGGAAAAGGAUUUGCAAGAAGGAUGAUUGGAAAGAAGGCUAGAGCAGUGAUUCUCUUGCUUUGAGCACGGAUCAACUUACUAAGGCAUCCAAGGAAAGCAGAGCUACAAGAUCUGGAGUACUUAUCAUAGUCAGUGCCACUAUUUAUUAUCACAACAUUUUCUUACAUCUUCGGUAUGCUUAUGCAAAUGAUCCAUUGAUCUUGCUGCUCCAGAUCAUAGAAAUACCAAUCUAAUUUUGCUCUUUGUUUAUGCUUUAAUACUAUUCCAUCCGAACAAACAAAAAUAUAUCAAAUCAAAUUACAGUUGGGUCAAAGAAAGGGAUUAAAGAACAUUGCAAGAAAAUCAAGACCAUGCAUAAGUACUUUUCUGAAAACUUGUUCAUUUGAAGUUCUACUUUUGUUAGUGUUAGUUCAUUUAAUUCCUUGAUGCAGACAAUUGUGCCCCAGCACCAUAUGCUAACUAUUUCUGUGGCUUCUAGUACAAGAAAGGAAUAGAAUCAACAAAUGCUUCCACUGUCUAAAAACAGAAGGGAAUCAUUAUCCAAAAAAGAGAAAGGAAUAAAGACCCUAGCUUGUAACAUCUGCUAGGUAUCUCGAUGAUAUGUUGAGCACAUGUAUAUAAUGAUGACACAGAGGAAGGCAUUCCACCUAUAACAUUCAAUAGAUAUGAUCAUACGAUAGCCACACAUAUAUCCAGUUAAAGGCGGUGCAUGUGAGCUGGGUGCUAAAUACGGAAAUACUGGAGUACUCAGUGUCUCAGUCAACAGUUGCAAAUCAAGAGUGAGCUUGCUAACUAGCAUUGCCAAGAGUACGUACGUCGAUCCAUGGCAGAAGCUUCAAAGUUCACUACCAUUUUGCAACUAUUCAGCGAUUGGGAAAUUCAUGUAUUGAUUCUCUUGAGCUUUUCCCUGCAACUAUUCCUCUUCUUCUCCGGUAGCCUUCGGCGCCGCCACGACCAUAGGCUGCUUAGGAUCACGACUUGGUUGUCUUACCUAUCAGCUGAUUUCACUGCAGCAUAUGCUCUGGGCCUUCUUUCACGCGAGGUUGCUACCACUUCCACCACAGACAACAAUGAUGAUCAUCAUAAAUCAAUGCCCAACGAAACUCCUCAUCAGCUCAUGGUAUUGUGGGCACCUUUCCUUCUUAUCCAUCUUGGAGGACAGGAUACUGUGACUGCUUUUUCAUUGGAGGACAAUGAGCUGUGGUUGAGGCACCUGCUGAUCCUGCUAGGCCAAGCAUGCCUAGUUGUCUAUGUGCUGUGGAAAUGGGUGACAUUGUCAUACUACCAACUUUUAAUCUCGGCUGCAUUGUUGUUCGUUGAUGGGAUCAUCAAGUAUGGGGAGAGGAUUUGGGCACUCAAGUUGGGGAGCCAGGAAGGCCUCAGGAGCUCCACUAGCACAGAAGCUAAGAAAGCAUCCCUUCAAUUUGGAGUAGGGUUCAGUACUGAAAGAAAAGAGCAGACGUAUCAAGAAAUUGUUAGGUAUGCUCUUCUCAGGGAGCGAGGUGUGCGGGAUAUAUUUGCUGGACGGAAACUCUUCGACAUGGAUGAUUUAACUUGUGAGUACUUUCUGUAUCAAUACGAUCAGGAGGCUCCGAGAGGAGAUGCACAACUGAAUUUCAAGAGGGCAGAGAUCGAGCUUAGCAUAAUGUAUGACAGCCUCUACACAAAAUCUCGGGUGAUUCAAACAAGGUCCGGCGCCAUCCUUCGGUGUAUCUCCUUCGCCUCCAUAGUGGUUGCCUUUGUGCUCUAUGUUAAGAUGAUGGUGAAUAGUAGUGCCUAUGCCGAGCAAACAACAUCAGUAUACAACAACGUUGACUAUAGAAGAAGCAGAGUUGAUGCUACCAUCACCUACAUAUUAUUCAUUGGAGCAGUUUGCUUGGAAGCUUGCUCAUUCUUCGUUGUGAUGAUCAUGUCACCGUUGGAGUGGCCAUUGUUGGAAGCUCGAGCUGGAUGGUGUCGUGUGCUGCUCACUCGAGUGGCCUGGCCUAUGUUCAUGAGGAUCCAACCAGAGACCAAGCCAUGGUGGUCAAACUCAAUGGGACAAUACAACUUCUUGAGCUCCUGCUGCAACAAAAGCAGAAGCACGGACAGAAGGUGGAGUAGCACCGUCAUCAUGGCAAAGAUGGCAGGCGUAUUUGGAGCUAGUGAGCUGUGGAACAAGAUAAUUAACACCAAGCAUGCCCACGUCACAAGGGAGAUGAAGGAGCUUAUCCAUGAAACAAUAGGCCAUGAUAGGGGGUGGCUUCCUGAGCGCAUCCGCGUUCCAGGUGCUUAUAGAUCACUACUCGUCCUCCCCUUUGAGAAGGCCUUGCUGUCACUACACAUUUGGACAGACGUCGUGAUGCACAAGGUGGCCAAGUCGAUGAUGGUGAGCAGCAGGGGCCGGUUGCAGAUUGACAUGGCCGCCCAAGAGCAAGACCAAGACGCAGCGCAGCGGUGGGGGCAUCCCAUGGAUAACUGCAAGAGGCUAUCCGAGUACAUGUUGUACCUGCUGGUGGCGCAACCUGCCAUGCUACCCGUGAGCAGCAACGUGCAGGAUUUUAUGGUAGCAGAGGCUGCCUCAGACUGGUCCAGGGGUGCCUCCUCUUCUAGCAGGAAGGUGCAGGAUUUCAUGGUAGCAGCUGACGUUGCCUCCAGAAAGGAGUAUUUUCUUGAGUGGUUGGCUUCAGAGUAUGAGGGUCCUGGUCUGGAUUUCUGGAAGGAGCAAAGGGCGGUGCUGGAAAAUCAACAGGGCAUCAAUGCCGAGCUGGUGAUACUAGAGAAGGUGUGGGUGCGGAUGCUCGUCUAUGCAGCCGGAAAGUCCCGCCCGGAAGAGCAUGCCCGUCGCCUGAGCACUGGGGGAGAGCUCAUUACCUUUGUUUGGCUGCUCAUGGCCCAUCGGCGUACUGGAGACGUGGAGCGCAGUAUCAGCCUUAUGAAAGAUGAUUUCAGUGCAGGACACCUUUUCGAGCUAACUAGUGCUAGCAUACCAUACUGCAGGCAAAUUGAGAUGGAGGAGUCAAUUACUGCUUGACUUAAUUGAUUGCUUCCAUGCUGGUGUGUUGUGGGAGAUGUCAGUAUUACUGUUGUUGGAUAGGAAGACGUCAGUACUGGACUGCUGCGGGUACGACCAGCUGUUGGAACAAAUAUGGAGCCAAAAAGUUACCAAGGAAAAUUUGCAUGUUCCUUUGGAGAUCAGGGCAUCCUUUCUGUUCUUCUCAAUCUAACACGCAGAGGAAUUGAUCUGGAUAGACUUGAUAAGAGCAACAGUACAUAUCUUCCUAAAAUGCAAAUAUGCUAAAACAGCGUGGAGAGAAGCCAACCUGGAGCGUGUCCGUGAUAUCUUACUUGGCUGUGCUGGUGCUUUGCAAAUUUGGUAUUCCUGUAUGGAUGUGAUUUCCGAGCAUAAGCUGCAUGCUUCUGCU